AUGGCUGCAUGCAUAUCAUCGUUAGGUCAUGAUCAUCAAUAUUCUUCCAAUAAGUUGGAUGAAAUUUUCAAUCUGCCGCGCUACAAGAGGUAUUUCGAUUUCUCUUCGUAUGAAAUUAAUGAUCCAUUCGAAAAUAAUGUUCAUAGCAACAACAAGAGACUUAAAUUAGAUCAUGAUGCUGAUCAUCAAUAUAAUUCAUUCAAGAAACUACUCGAUUUUAGUAGCAACAAAUUAACGUGCCUAAAAAUGGUGACUGGAUCUUUAUAUUUGCCUAAAGACAACCCAAAGAAUCCUCUAGGUGAAGAUGCACACUUCAUACAUGAAUUAUACCAAACUAUUGGUAUCGCUGAUGGCGUUGGUGGUUGGGCUCAAAAGGGAAUUGAUGCUGGAAUGUACGCGAGAGAGCUUAUGAAAAAUUCACUUAUCACUAUUGAUAAUGAACUAAAAGGUCACGUGAACCCUAAAAGGGUUCUUCAAGAAGCUUAUAAAAAAACAAAUUCAGAAGGAUCGUCUACAGCUUGUAUUAUAACUCUUAACUCACAGAAAAAUACUAUAGAUGCUGUUAAUGUUGGCGAUAGUGGAUUUUUCCUAAUUAGAAAGGGUAAAAUUAUAUACAAGUCGUUGAUACAACAACGGAGAUUUGGGUGUCCGUAUCAAUUGGGAAAUUGCAAUGCCGAUAAUCCUAGCGUUGCUCAGGAGAUGAAACUAAAUGUCGAGAAAGAUGAUAUUUUGAUGGUUGGAACAGACGGAAUGUUUGAUAAUAUAUAUGAAAGUGAGAUUGAGAAAAUUGUUCGAAGAGCGAUCCACGAAAAGUUGAAGGCAGAGGAGUUGGCUAGUCAAAUUGGAAACGUUGCAUUGUAUAACUCAUUUGAUAGAUUUGCAGAUACACCAUAUGCAAGAACAUCUCAGGGAAGACAUAAAGGAGGAAAAAUUGAUGAUAUUACUGUUAUUGUUGCCUAUAUAAAAUAA
This is a messenger RNA of Solanum dulcamara, 969 nucleotides long. Its product is annotated as probable protein phosphatase 2C 55. Bases 1 to 969 code for a protein of 322 amino acids. The transcript has a single exon. The record is from RefSeq and is a predicted model, not a curated record. NCBI's taxonomy places the organism in Eukaryota, Viridiplantae, Streptophyta, Magnoliopsida, Solanales, Solanaceae.